UAUAUUGCUAUAAAAAGUUUAAUUGUUGUGAAUUUGAUAGAAUGUGUUUACGUUGCGGCUUCACCGACAUGGCAGGUGAGUAGUUACUAAUGAUUAUAAUUCUCAUAAAUUAUCGCAUUUUAUUAUCUUCUACGUGCUGCGUGGACUUUGAAACUUAUAAGCAGUUGUAACAACGACAAGUCAUUUAUCAUUUACACGGCAAGUUAACUUCGUGUCGUUACGAAAGCCUUAAAUAAUUACAAAAUGAAUAAAUUAGUAGGUUUUACUAGAAAUUUUUCAAAUUCCGUUUCUCUAAAUGCUAUUAAGACUGUUACGGUAGUUGGAGGAGGUCUUAUGGGAUCUGGCAUCGCUCAGGUCGCAGCUCAAGCAGGUCAGAAUGUAACCAUUGUGGAUUUGAAGCCAGAGUUACUUGAGAAAGCUCAGAAAUCAAUUCAGAAUAAUCUUAACCGCGUCGCAAGGAAGGUUCAUAAGGACGAUCCAUUAAAGGCAGAAAGAUUUGUUAAGGAAGCAAGUGAGAGAAUCAAGGUUUCCACUAAUAUAGAAGAUGGAGUUAAUGUCGAUUUGAUUGUUGAAGCGAUUGUUGAAAAGCUUGACGUCAAGCAAGAGCUGUUUAAUAAGCUUGAUCAGCUGUGCCCGGAACACACUAUUCUCGCUAGCAACACUUCAUCUAUUUCAAUUAAUGAAAUUGGAGCUGGCAUUAAGAGAAAAGAUAGAUUCGGUGGUCUCCAUUUCUUCAACCCAGUUCCUGUGAUGCGUCUCCUGGAGGUGAUCAAAGGUGAUCAUAUAUCGGAAGAGACCUACCAGGCUAUGAUGUCGUGGGGCAAGUCUAUCGGCAAGACUUGUAUCACUUGUAAGGACACACCUGGCUUUGUGGUGAAUAGGUUGCUCGGGCCGUACAGUGCUGAAGCUAUGAGGAUGUAUGAGAGAGGUGACGCGUCAAAAGAGGAUAUAGAUAUUGGGAUGAAGUUGGGUGCGUCAUAUCCUAUGGGACCUUUGGAGUUGGCAGAUUACACAGGCUUGGAUACGAACAAGUUUGUGCUUCAAGUUUUGUAUGAAAAGACUGGAAACCCAGUGUUCAAACCUAUACCAUUGUUAGACAAGUUGGUAGCGGAGGGAAAACUUGGUAUCAAGACUGGGGAGGGUAUUUAUAAGUAUAACAAGAACUGAUUUCUUUCAAAGAAUGCAAUUUUUUGAUAAAUUUGUUUUUUAUAUUCAUGUUAAAAACUAAAAAUGUAUUUUUUGAAUAAAUUUUUUAUUUUACUA
Melitaea cinxia (Glanville fritillary) is the source of this 1263-nucleotide messenger RNA. Its product is annotated as probable 3-hydroxyacyl-CoA dehydrogenase B0272.3. The transcript is spliced from 5 exons. NCBI's taxonomy places the organism in Eukaryota, Metazoa, Arthropoda, Insecta, Lepidoptera, Nymphalidae. The record is from RefSeq and is a predicted model, not a curated record. The coding region runs from base 244 to 1167 and encodes 307 amino acids. Gene Ontology annotation, biological process: fatty acid beta-oxidation. Gene Ontology annotation, molecular function: NAD+ binding; (3S)-3-hydroxyacyl-CoA dehydrogenase (NAD+) activity. Gene Ontology annotation, cellular component: mitochondrion.